GGCCAGCUCAGGCACCGCAUUUGGAAGGCUAUCAGAUUGAGGAUCGUUGUUUGAAAGAUGGUAAUGACUUGGUUCCGAAGCCGGAGAGCGUCGGCGCAGGAAUACGGAGGGCGUGGGACUUGGUCGUAUAAUUAAUAGGCAGAGGGAGAUAUGCGCUGGCCCGACUACGUUACCCCGCCGACAGGGGGCUCUUGAUUACGACCAAUGAUGGUGAGACGUCGCGAUGAGGAUGACCCGACCGCGAUGAGGGGAGAGGAAUUCUCGAAGCCCAUCUGCUGGCAAAUGUGUCAAGUCUGAUGAUUGAAACCUCCGAGGCAAUCUCUCAAAAAGCUUGACACCUGCGGCGGGUGGCGCCAUGGAUGAGUCUCCCCUUUUCACUUCCUUCUAUAAGCACAAGGCCCUAUCGGGUACAAAUGCAAUUCGGAUCCUCGAACUUCUUCCGGGGCCACGCGGCACACCCAUUCACGUAAGGCUCAUUUCUGCCAGCCUCGAUGAUAACCCCGUUUAUGAAGCGCUAUCCUACGAAUGGGGUCUUCCUAGCAGAGGCACAUACCAACCAAAGGAUGUGCCGAAUCUUGUCCAAAUAACGGUUACCAUUAAGCGGUUCAUUUUUUGCGACGGCGAGUCGAUUUUAAUCACGGAGAACCUGGAAGCGAUCCUCCAGCGGCUGCGUUACCCUGAUGGCCAAACCAGGUUUCUGUGGAUUGAUGGCAUUUGCAUCAACCAGGAUGAUGUCCAAGAGAGGACGAGCCAGGUCUCCUUGAUGACGCGCAUCUACGGGCAAGCAUCCAAAGCACUGGUCUGGAUUGGCGAGGAGAAGGCCGAUACCGAAGCGGCGUGGAUGUUAAUCGACGAGCUUGCAUACAGAUAUAACCAGGCUACGGAAGAUGCCAAUCCAACCACGUCACAGCGGCCUCGAAAAGUCGUAAUUGACGACCGCGUUUUGGACCUGGUGAAAGGACCAUACUUGGCUGCCUUGGCAGAUCUUUUCACGAGAUCCUACUUUGGGCGGAUCUGGAUAGUCCAAGAAAUCCUCCUGGCGAAGACGGCCGAGGUGAUCUGCGGAAGCCAUACAAUUCCAUGGCCGGACUUCUGGCAUGCCGCCACCGUCAUCGUCAAACUGGGCCUUGUCGUUGAUGUGGGAAAGACUGAGGUUCGACAACGGUGGAUAUGGCAUCGGCUGAUCAGCAUAGGCGAGCUCUGGGAGCAUAGACACGCGCUGUCGGGGUUGUGGCCAUCGCUGCCCACACCAUCUCUCCACGCCCUCGUCGAGCUCUUUCUUGGUAACCAGGUCACCGAUCCCCGUGAUCGUAUUUACGGCAUGCUUGGUAUGGUCAGACCGGAAUCACAGUUUGGGCGGGAUAAUCCGCUGCAAGCGGACUACACAAAGUCCAUUGAGGAUGUGUACCGGAGCGCGUUCGAAUGGUCUCUGAAGGACUCUCAAAGACUGGCCAUGCUCGACCAUUGCGACGCACCAGCAACUAACAAGAUCUACGGCUUCCCCACAUGGAUACCAGAUCUCACCAAGGGGCCGAAGAAAUGCCCUCUUCCGAGAAUUGACCUCCUCCCCUCACGAUCUGCCGGAUCCCUAAUGUCUCUUUUCGGAGACCAGUUCGCAUUCUCAAUCAACGGCAAAACGCUCUCCGUCAGGGGGUUGAUCUUCGACCAAGUCUCCUUCGCCCGCUCUCCCACCACACAAGACGGCAAGCACCUCGUGAUGAUGGAGCAGUUCCACCUUUUCCACGACGAUCAGGACCCUUACCCUACCGGCGGCAGCAAGCUUGACGCGCUGUGGCGCACCUUCCUCUGCAACUACAUCUCGACGGGGGAUUCAACGGGAGAAUACCAGGUCGCUCCCGCUUCUUACCGAGCGCACUUUACAAAGUGCAAUUCGCGCGAGUUCCUGAACCAUCUCGGCCUACCCGAGAAGCUCACCGGCAAGGAACCCGACCUCUGCUACAUGGGUGACCCCGAUAAGUUCUUCAGCUUGCAUGCCAUGUUUCCCGAGGACGUGCGGAAUAAUAUCUCCAUAUUGGCUCUGAUGGCCAAGCACCGUUUCAUCCGGUUUCUGUACGAGAGCUUGGGCGGGGAAGGUGACGGCGAGCUGUGGGUUGCGCAGAUACGAGGUCGGGAAGUCCUGUGCGAUGGCGACGAGGGGCGGCAGUUCUUUGUUACGAGGAAGGGAUUCAUGGGGCUCGGGCCGCCUUGUCCUCCGGUGCAGAUCGAUGAGUCUGGAAAUGCUUUACUUCCGACAGGAUCAGGUGUUCGCUCUGCGGAUGUUGUUGCUGUCUUGGCAGGGAGUGAUAAGGUCUGGGUGUUAAGGAGUAAUGGAAGAGGUGGCUACACUAUCGUUGGAGAUGCAUAUGUGUAUGGUUUGACGGAGGGAUUUUGUUUCAAUAGGGGAAGACUGCCGAGACUAGGGGACCUGGAUUUAUACUAAUUAA
Phialemonium atrogriseum is the source of this 2444-nucleotide messenger RNA. Its product is annotated as heterokaryon incompatibility protein-domain-containing protein. The transcript has a single exon. Lineage: Eukaryota; Fungi; Ascomycota; Sordariomycetes; Cephalothecales; Cephalothecaceae. The coding region runs from base 356 to 2440 and encodes 694 amino acids. The record is from RefSeq and is a predicted model, not a curated record.